This is a messenger RNA of Carassius gibelio (silver crucian carp), 3703 nucleotides long. Its product is annotated as palmitoyltransferase ZDHHC20-B. Gene Ontology annotation, molecular function: protein-cysteine S-palmitoyltransferase activity. The record is from RefSeq and is a predicted model, not a curated record. The transcript has 14 exons. Gene Ontology annotation, biological process: peptidyl-L-cysteine S-palmitoylation; protein targeting to membrane; synaptic vesicle maturation. Gene Ontology annotation, cellular component: Golgi apparatus; endoplasmic reticulum. NCBI's taxonomy places the organism in Eukaryota, Metazoa, Chordata, Actinopteri, Cypriniformes, Cyprinidae. Bases 233 to 1420 code for a protein of 395 amino acids.
UUCCUGUUUCAGUUGAAACUGCCCCUGCGUUCCGUUUGGAGGGUUUCAUCCUUAUGCCCUAAUCUCUUGGGAAUGGGAAACAAAAGUGGGAGCUUCGAAGGUUUGAAAGGUUUGUCACCACAUAGAAUAUCGCUGUGUGUUUCGAGGCACUUCAGUGGACCUUUCACCGUAGAACAGCGAAUGGGAGGCGGGGCAAAGGCGGAGCUGAACCGGCUGGGUUGGUGGGGCACGUAUGGACAGAUCACAUCCCUCCUUUCCCGUCUUUUGUAGUCAAGGAAGAAGAAAGAUGGCGCCUACACAUGUACUGAGAUGCUGCCAGAGGGGUCUGGCGUGGAUACCGGUGAUAUUUAUUGCCUUAGUGGUGUGCUGGUCGUAUUAUGCGUACGUGGUGGAGCUGUGUCUGUUUACUAUUCCCAGCAUUCUUGAAAAAGUUGUCUACCUGGCUGUGUUUCAUGUGUCGUUCAUCAUGUUUGUGUGGUCGUACUGGAAAACCAUCUUUACAAGACCAAGCACCCCUUCCAAAGAGUUCUGUCUACCCAAAUCUGAGAAAGAGCAGUAUGAGAAGGAACAGCGUCCAGAAACUCAGCAGGAGAUCUUGAAGAGAGUGGCCACCAGUCUGCCCCUCUACACCCGGACCGGGGCAGGAGCUAUCCGGUACUGUGAUCGCUGCCAGGUCAUCAAGCCAGACAGGUGUCAUCAUUGUUCUGCAUGUGACAUGUGUGUUCUAAAGAUGGAUCAUCACUGUCCAUGGGUGAAUAACUGUGUGGGGUUCUCCAACUACAAAUUCUUCAUCUUGUUCCUGACUUACUCGCUCGUUUACUGCUUAUUCAUUGCAGCCUCUGUCCUCCAGUACUUCAUAAAGUUCUGGACACUUUGCCGGAGGAAAUCGGCAGAGAAUUGUCCAAAGAGUGACCUGCCAGAGUCUCACGCCAAAUUCCAUGUCUUGUUUCUCUUUUUUGUGGCGGCCAUGUUCUGCAUCAGCAUUCUUUCACUCUUCACUUACCACUUGUGGCUUGUGGGAAAAAACAGGUCCACCAUAGAAGCGUUCAGAGCCCCGGUCUUCAGAAAUGGCCCUGAUAAAAAUGGAUUUUCCCUGGGCUUCAGCAAGAACAUUGCUCAAGUGUUUGGGGACCAGAAGCUGUACUGGCUACUUCCUGUCUUUACAAGUCAAGGAGAUGGCUUUUCUUUUCCUACACGGUUGGUUACUGUUGAUCCAGAGCAGCCCACUGAAUGUCUCCAGCCUGGCGGGUUGGAUAAAGGUGCUGUAGAAGGGUCUGCUGAGCAAACCACCCCCCUCAGUGAGUCCCAAAACCGUCUGUUAGGCAAGGAUUACCACAUUGAAGAAGAUCACAAAGAGACACACAUCUUAAAGUCUGAUGAAAGUGAGGCCAUCACUAUCUCCAUCGAGAGCGAGUCAUAGCCAGGACUGAAACUGGUGAGGGGUGAAUCCUCAGUGGUCUCGUGCCUUUGACUCCCAGUAUUGGGGACUGUUGAGGAGAAUCACAGCCAUCAAAGCUGAUGCCUUAAACAGCUCUUUUUCUCUGAACGUUCCUUUGCCCAUCGCUCCUGGAGUGUCCCAAAUCUGUCCUCACAUCUGUAAAAAUGCUCCCAGUCCUCAUUCAACUAUAGUAGCUGCACUCUUUUAACAAAGAGAUUUGCACGCAUGUCUUUUACAUCCAUUGUUUUUGCACAGCAAACUGUUUUGUUGCUCAGGCCUUCACGACACAUGCAGAUUUCUUGUGCAUGUGAAUUGAUACAGGCGCUAGAGGUUUCGAAACUGGUCUCCAAGUGUAAACCAGGAAAUGCACCACAUCUGGUACCAACUGCUGUUUACCAGAGGGAUAGAUGUGAAAUGUUUUAUUUUCUGGAUCCAUACCAAGUCAACAGUGUGACUUGAGAAUUGUGUUGAUGGCUCCAGAGUUAAUGGACAACUCCGAUCACAAGGUUCUGGAAUAUUAGACUUUAAUUUUUUUUUUUAAACUUCAUUAACAUUCUUCUAAUAUAUACAUAUAUAUAUAAAUAUAUAUAUAUAUAUAUAUAUAUACACAUACAUAUACACAUGUUCACAAAGUGCAACGGAGUGUGUCCAGGCAGAGGAAAAUUCCCUGCAAAUAACUGAAUUUCUUUCUUUUUUUGUCCAUUCUUAAGCUGCUCCACGUAUGGUGACCUUUAUUAUAUUUUUUGUCGUCAUCUUGAGAUGAUUCUGGUGUGAAAUGUUGUGCACAUUUUACAUAUGCCAAAUAAAGGGCUUAAUACCAGAGCUCUAAACUCUAAGGAGUGUUUACAAAAUGUCAGUAAUACCUCUCUGCUCAUGCAGUGUAGCCAGUGUCAUCUUGGGAAAAAAAAGAAUAGAAAUUAUUGUAGGUUCCUCCUGUAGUACCAGAACUGGCCAACAGGAGACAUUUACACUGCUUGAUAUUGUAUAAUGCGCUCAAUGGUCUUUGGUGUUGUACCACCAGACUUUAUUAGUCACAAUCCUCGAUUAAAUUAUGUUUUUGACCUUUUUCCUUUUAUACAUAAGCAUUGUGAAUAGAUCUAUAGAUUCAGAAUACUUAUUUUUAAGCCAUUUUGCAAAGCGGUGAAAGGUUCUUUUUGUGUAUUUAUAUUUGUCGCAAGUUACUAUUUGUAUAUUUUGGUCCAGUGUGGAAUAAUAAUUGUGCCCGUCAGCUGUGACUGUAGCGUGAGCUUAUGUGGAACUGAUGUGUGGAAUCCAGAUGUGAGUAAACUGCAGUGAUUGCUUUAUUUGUGUUCUGAUUUUUCUAAAGAAAUGCCUUGACAAGUCAAGACAUGUGCAAGUGCGUAUCUGAGUGUUGCUGUUCUGGAGUGUUUUUUGUAAAUGAGGGUGAAACAAGUAAAUUAGCCAUUAAAAAGAGCUGAAAUAUCUCCAUGCAGAAAACAAAGGAGUCUUUCAUGGAUUUAGAUCGAUGGAGGAGUUUUAUUUAUACACCUACAGCAUUUUAUGGCAAACUUCACCAUCUCAGAUCUGACUUUGAAUGGCUUGUACGUAUUACCAGAUGGGGUUUAUUGUUCUUUAAAACAUCAUUUGAUUGUUUAUGUGCUGAGAACAUCUGUUUAUCUGUUUAUCUCUUUUAUCAUCAGUGAGCAUCAGCACAGUUAGAAAGAUUGCUGGUGUUUAAAAAGAUUGCAGGAAGUAAUUUUAUAUGUGAAAUGUUGUAGCUGUUUUUGUGCUGUUAAGGAAUGCUGUAAUGGUAAAGAACGUUUUAAUGUUUUUCUUUUAGUCUUUUGGACAGCCUUCUUAUAUGAAUAUUAUAUAAAUUACACCACCUUUAUAACAUUGUUCAUAUUUUCUUUUUUUUCUUUUUUUUUCUUUUUUUUGGCAUUCAUUACAUUUUAUACUUUAUUAAUAAGGAAAAAGUAAACAUGAAGCCAUAAUGAAAUUAUUAUUUAAGAUAUGGUGUUGGUGUCCUUUGUCAUUUUCUUUUUUUUCUGUCAUAGUCAAAUAAAAAAUGGAAAACAUUGUGCUUCAAUGCAUGUUAUGAACAGUUACUUAUUUGAUCUACUGAUGUGCAAGUCUGGAGGUUAUUUUUUUAAUUUUUUUAUUACAUCUUUUAAAAUGCAUGUUACAGAUAAUGUAUAACAAGGAAUUUUUUUUAGCUUUAACAUGGAUAUUUUGUGAAUGAAGUACAUGCUUAUAUGUAAAAAAAAAUAAAUGUUUUUAUGUAAAUAAAAAAAACUGCAACAA